AUGGAUGUCAACCAAAACCCUACAAUAUUCACAGGUGUUAACAACUCCACUUGGAAUCUGGACACGAUGGAAAUGGAUCAUCAAAGUCUCCAUCAUCAAAUCCCUAUGUGUUCAUCUUGGCCUAACUACCUUCAUCACAUAAUACCGUCUUCUUCGUCCCCCACAAUCCCCUCUUCAGGGUUUCCGAACAACGUCGUGCUGGAAGAAGAAGAAGAAGAUGGAGAAGGAGGAGGAGAAGAGCUGGGAGCAGUGAAGGAGAUGCUGUACAGGAUCGCUGCUAUGCAGCCAGUGGACAUAGACCCAGCCACCAUCCGAAAGCCAAAGAGGCGAAACGUCAGAAUCAGCGACGAUCCGCAAAGCGUGGCCGCGAGGCACAGGAGAGAGAGGAUCAGCGAGAAAAUCCGAAUCCUCCAGAGACUCGUCCCUGGGGGCACCAAGAUGGACACUGCCUCCAUGCUCGACGAAGCCAUUCGCUAUGUCAAGUUCUUGAAGCGACAAAUCAGGUUGCUCCAAUCUCAACCCUCACCCUCACCACAAUGCGCCACGAGCACUACUUUUGCCAUUGUUGGGGUUAACAAUACUGCUAGUUCUAAUAUUCAAAGCGAUCACUGGCCUUUUGCACCACCUUCUUUACUACACUGCCCCACCACCACCACCGCCUCCUCCUCCGCGGCUGCAAUGGGCUUGCCCGUCAGACUUGGACUCCGCUCAGGCUAUAGUCAUGAGUCAUGA
Molecule: messenger RNA, 732 nt
Organism: Prosopis cineraria
Lineage: Eukaryota; Viridiplantae; Streptophyta; Magnoliopsida; Fabales; Fabaceae
Product: transcription factor HEC3-like
Exons: 1
Coding region: 1-732 (243 amino acids)
Biological process (GO): regulation of DNA-templated transcription
Molecular function (GO): protein dimerization activity; DNA-binding transcription factor activity
Source: RefSeq, a predicted model, not a curated record